CCAGGAGACCCGGCGGCAGGAUGAGCUGGUGAACCGGCUGAGCGCGGAGCAGCGGGUCCGGCCACCGUGGGGACAUGGCGUCUCGGCUCUGGAGAAAGCUGCGUGGCAAGAGGCGGUUGGUGAUGGCAUUCUGCCUCUUGGUGACUCUGUCUGUGAUGGCUGUUGCCCACUUCCCUGCACAGCCUCAGGCCGCCAUGGAGCCCCAGGGGGUAACGGGCACCCCUGUCCCCCACAGCCCGCAGGCCCUGAGCUCCCGCCGGAGGCAGCGGACAAGAAACCUGCGUUUUUGGAGAGGCUGGGCCCUGCCCAGGAGCUCCGUCCUGGUGUGUGCUGAGGAGCAAGGCCACAGAGGGAGCAUGGACAGCAGCAGGUCCCCGGGAGGGGACAGCAGGCGUGUGGGGAAGGCCAAGAGGGACACCGCUUUGGCAUCUCCAGGAGAUUUGAGACUCAGUACCCAGGUCAGGGGCCCAGGGGUCAAAGACCUGCGGCCCCCUUGGGAGGACAGUCCCACCCCGGAGGCCCAGAGAGAGACAAGCACCCCGAUCAGCCCUCUCACAGGGCACCAGAGAGCUGCUGCUGGACCGACCCUCUGGCCCCAUCCAGGGGAAGCCAGGGAUCUGCCAGGAGCUGGGAACAGAGCCUUGACUGGCGGGCAGCAAGCAGGGGAUCCCGCCCCGGCCACAGGGACUGGUCGGUGGCCUGGCUCUGUCAGGGAGCUGCAAGGAUCUGUCUGGUGUGCUGCUGAGACCCCUGGUCUAUUGACGAGCUCAAGGACCGGUGGGCAGGUGCCCCCAUGGCUGACAGAACAUGAUGUGCAGACCCUCCAGCUGUUGGCGCAGGGGGAGGUGGUGGGCAAAGCCAGGGUCCCCGGCCACGGGCAGGUGCUGCAGGUUGGCUUCUCCCCCAGGGGUGUCCUUCAGGCCGUGUCUCCUGGGCUCAGCACACUCUGCUCCCAGGGGCUCUGUGGCCUGAUCAAGAGGCCUGGGGACCUGUCUGAGGUCCUGUCCUUCCACGUGGACCGCGUGCUGGGGCUGCGCCGGAGCCUCCCCGCGGUGGCCCGGCGCUUCCAGAGCCCCCUGCUGCCCUACCGCUACACAGACGGUGGCGCGAGGCCCGUCAUCUGGUGGGCACCCGACGUGCAGCACCUGGGCGACCCAGACGACGACCAGAACUCCCUGGCCCUGGGCUGGCUGCAGUACCAGGCCCUGCUGGCACGUGGCUGCGGCGGGCCGAGCCCGCGGUCGUGCCUGGGCAUCGGCUGCGCUGAGUGGGCACGCCUGGCCCUCUUCGACUUCCUGCUCCAGGUCCAUGACCGCCUGGACCGCUACUGCUGCGGCUUUGAGCCUGCGCCCACGGAGCCCUGCGUGGAAGAGAGGCUCCGGCAGAAGUGCGCGAACCCGGGCGAGCUGCGGCUGGUCCACAUCCUGGUCCGGAGCAGCCAUCCGUGUCAUCUGGUCUACAUCGACAACGCCGCCAACCUGCAGCACCCUGAGGACAGGCUGAACUUCCGGCUGCUGCAGGGCAUAGACGGGUUUCCCGAGGCUGCCGUGAAGGUUCUCCAGUCGGGGUGUCUACAGAACAUGCUGCUCAAGUCGCUGCAGAUGGACCCGGUGUUCUGGGAAAGCCAUGGCGGGCAGCAGGGGCUGAAGCAGGUCCUCCAGACCCUGGAGAAGCGAGGACAGGUCCUGCUGCGACACAUCCGGGAACACAACCUGACGGUCUUCCGGGACCAGGACCCCUGAGCCCGCGGCUGGGUGCUCACAGCCAACCCGAGUGGAUGAGUGCCCACGCUGACGGCCACGCGUCCUCGGUCCACCCAUCUUGAAGACAACUGGGAACCCUGGAGCCGGCAGGGCACCGUGGUGCCGUGGGCCGUCACCUGCUUGGGAUGGUGGGAGGUAUGGGUGUUGGGCUUUC
Messenger RNA from Molossus molossus (Pallas's mastiff bat), 1917 nucleotides. It is a transcript of the gene GASK1A, whose product is annotated as golgi associated kinase 1A. The transcript has 5 exons. Gene Ontology annotation, cellular component: Golgi apparatus. The coding region runs from base 75 to 1742 and encodes 555 amino acids. NCBI's taxonomy places the organism in Eukaryota, Metazoa, Chordata, Mammalia, Chiroptera, Molossidae. The record is from RefSeq and is a predicted model, not a curated record.